AUGUCUACUACUAGAGAGCCCAAUUCUGACUACGCGGCCUAUGUCGACCAAACCCCUAUGCCAUCGCAUAUUCCAGAUGUGCCUGAGAUCGGUGCCACCUCUGCUCCUCUGAAAUCGGCCUCGUUCUUCAUCGGCGCCAGAUGUUUGCCCUAUAACGACGACUAUAUCAUGUGUAAACAAGAAAGUAAAGGAAAUGGCGAACUCGACUGUCUUAAGGAAGGUCGACGAGUGACGAGAUGUGCUAUUUCUGUUCUCGAGGAUAUCAACAAACACUGUCUCGAGGAGUUCAGACUGCACUGGCAAUGCUUAGAACAGAAUAACCAACAAUUCUGGGGAUGUCGUCCUGCCGAGCGUCUGUUAAACAAGUGUGUAUUUGAAAAGCUGCAAUUGGAGAAGAAGAUUCCUCAAGUCUCUAGCGACAACCAAAUUCACUUGAAGAAGAACCCCCUUCUGAAGCCCAACACUGAGGACUAUGCAUCGGUCGCUGCCGCCAAGCGCGGAGGUGUUUUGUAG
Sugiyamaella lignohabitans is the source of this 513-nucleotide messenger RNA. RefSeq lists its product as uncharacterized. Gene Ontology annotation, biological process: mitochondrial electron transport, NADH to ubiquinone. The transcript has a single exon. Bases 1 to 513 code for a protein of 170 amino acids. NCBI's taxonomy places the organism in Eukaryota, Fungi, Ascomycota, Dipodascomycetes, Dipodascales, Trichomonascaceae. The record is from RefSeq and is a predicted model, not a curated record.